AUGAGGCUAGCACCAAAUGUGUACGGGACUGUCACCAAAAUAAUAAUGAAGAGAAGGGAGAAAAGGGGAGAAGUACAAGAGAAGGAGGAGGUAGGAAAGAUAGUCCAGAGGAAAGUGGGAAAGGGGAGAUUAAGAGAAGAGGCCCAUGGCAUCCCACGAGCUGUAGUCAAAGUCCUCCUCUGUUCGGCCCUGGUCAACAACAGCAUCUUCGCGUCCCUGGCCGUCAAGUACGACUAUCACAAAUACUUCAAGGCUGUGUCCCCUGAGCUCGUCCAUGUCAUCGAUGACUUCGUGCAGUUCCAGCUGGAGAAGAACGAGAUGCAGGGCAUGGACUCCGAGCUAAGGAGAUCCAAGGAGGACGAAGAGAAAGAGGAAGACAUCGAAGUCCCCACGGGAGGGGACAUUUUUGAGUCACUAGCUGGUGCCAUUUACAUGGACAGUGGGAUGUCACUGGAGACAGUCUGGCGUGUCUACUGCCCCAUGAUGCGGCCACUCAUAGAAAAGUUUUCUGCAAAUGUGCCCCAGUCCCCUGUACGGGAGUUGCUUGAAAUGGAACCAGAAGCUGCCAAGUUUAGCCCAGCUGAGAGGAUGUAUGACGGGAAAGUCCAAGUUACUGUGAAAGUGGUGGGCAAAGGCAAAUUCAAAGGUGUGGGCCGGAGCUACCGGAUCUCCAAGUCAGUGGCAGCCAGAAUAGCCUUGCAAAGCCUCAAAGCAAAUCAACCUCAGGUUCCCAACAGCUGAAACCCCUCUGGAGAGAAAACCGGGUGUUUUUGUUUCUUUGUUGUUGUUGUUUUUUAAAAAGCAGAAUUAAGGGAAGAGAUAUUUACGUUGAAAAGGCUGAUUUUAAGGUGGAGAAAGAG
Messenger RNA from Suncus etruscus (white-toothed pygmy shrew), 860 nucleotides. Its product is annotated as endoribonuclease Dicer-like. Gene Ontology annotation, biological process: pre-miRNA processing; siRNA processing; apoptotic DNA fragmentation. Gene Ontology annotation, cellular component: nucleus; cytoplasm; RISC complex. Lineage: Eukaryota; Metazoa; Chordata; Mammalia; Eulipotyphla; Soricidae. The record is from RefSeq and is a predicted model, not a curated record. Gene Ontology annotation, molecular function: deoxyribonuclease I activity; RNA binding; ribonuclease III activity.